GCUUGGGAUUGAUAGAGGAGGCCGCGAUGGCGGCUCGUAUUCAGGCAAAGGCUUUGUUUGGGCAUGUGCAGUUGCCCAAGACUGAUAGGCUCUGGGCUGAAUCAAUGCAUUGGGCUUGCGAGGCUUUGAACCACACAGCUUGCAGUGCGAACCCUGACUCGAAGUCGCCGUAUGAGAUGUGGUAUGGUGAAGCCCGUCCUGCUAGACCGUAUCCAUUCUUGAAGCCGGCGUACUGCAGGUGGCAGCGACCCUCUAAACUGCUGCCGAAGGGUGAGAGUUGCUUCUAUGUCGGCCCUUCGAGAGACCACCCGCGCGAUUGCCAUAGAGUGUUGACGAGGGGUGGGAUCAUUCAGGAGACGAGAGAUGUGACGUGGGAAGCGCUGCCGUCUGAACUCCCUCCGCCGCAACCACCGCUGCCGAUAGACCUAGAGGUAGCAGAGGAGGGAGGGGAGGGAAAUGACGAUGAUGUAGAAGCUGAAGCGUGGCCGCUCAUGGGUAGCGGGAAGCCCCACAUUCAUUUGCAGCCUAGCGCUCCCCCCUCCGGUGCAGUUGAUGAGGUUUUCAGUGUUGAUGCUGGUAGCUUAGGCCAAUCCCCCUCUGUGUCGUCCGCGACUAACUCCCACGCUCCCUCCGUGUCUUCGCAAGAUUCUGUUGAUGACCAGGAGCUGGGAGGGGCAGAGUCGGUGGGUGAUGAGCCUGUAGAUCAGGGAGGGGCAGAGUCGGUGGGGAAGAUAACCAAGGCCAAGGCUAGGCUUGUGGCAAAGGGGUUUAAGCAAAAGCACGGGAUCGAUUAUCUUUUGACUUUCUCGCCUACUGCAAAUGCCGCAUCGAUUCGGUUGCUCUUGGCAUUGGCGUGCCAGUAUAAUUUGGAAUUACUCCACCUGGACAUCGAGCAAGCCUUUGUUCAGUCGAAGUUGGAUCACGAGGUGUUCAUGAAGUUGCCUCCUGGCUGUGGUACGAUGUCAGGAAAAGUCGUCCGUUUGAACAAGAGUUUGUACGGAUUGAAGCAGGCAUCUAGGACAUUCUACAUGAGGCUUGUGUCGGACCUGAAGAGGAUUGGUUUCGAGCAGUCUCUGUCAGACCCCUGUGUUUUACGUUUCAUGAUGGGAGACGAGGUCAUGGGGAUGGUCGCGAUCCAUGUGGAUGAUAUUCUGUAUGCAGGUUCUAAGAGUUUUGCCGAGACGGUGGUAGCAGCGCUUGGUGAUUCUCUUCCCACGAAGAAUUUGGGUGAAGUCAAGUUCUUUCUUGGUUGCGCUUUGAGGCGCGACCGUGAGGCUGGCACGAUUGAGAUUUCUCAAGAGAGUUACAGAAGGAGUGUCCUCGAGAGAUUCAAUGUCGUUAGCACCAGCUCGAUCCCCGCUCCCCCACUGUUGUCAACAGGUCCGUGAUGGAGAAUGAGGAGGCGGGAGAUGUGCCGUUCCGUGAGGUGGUGGGAUGCCUAAUGUGGAUCGCCUGCCAGACGAGACCCGACAUCUCUAAUGCUGUGCGGGCUGUGGCAAGACACUCCCACGAGCCGAAGUUAAGCCACUGGAAGGCAGCUCAGAAGAUCCUGAAUUAUCUUCUGGGUACGGCACAUCUUAGUUUAAACUUCAAGCGGUUCGGUAGACGUAGGGACUUUGGUACGUAGAUGCCGACUUUGCCAGCAAGGCCACUGA
Messenger RNA from Ectocarpus sp. CCAP 1310/34, 1655 nucleotides. The record is from the annotation of a GenBank genome assembly. NCBI's taxonomy places the organism in Eukaryota, Phaeophyceae, Ectocarpales, Ectocarpaceae.